CUCUCACACCUAUUGAAACCUUCUUCGGAUAAACCUUUUCACCUUCCCCAAAUUCUUCUACCCACCCCAAACCAAAUCUCCCUUUUGUGUCUUCUUAAUCCAUAUCCUAUCUUCGAUCAAACUCUUCUGUUCUACCUUGUUCGAAAUCAAAUGUUUACGGAAUUUCUAUGACCCUGGCGAACCCCAUGCGUCGAAUCCGUCUCCUCCACUCUUUCUCCGUCGUCUUCCUCUACUGGUUCUACGUCUUCUCAUGAACUCCCUCUCAAUCUCGUAGCCUCUUCAUUCCCCCCCAAUUUUUUUUUCGGAUUUCUGACAAUUAAUUAGAUCUACAAAACCCUAAUUUCCCUAAACUUGGCAAAAACCACCAAAUUCGAUUUCAAUGGCUUCGAUUCAACGUCCUGCGAGUUCAGGAUCGUCGGAGGGAGGAGAUCCGGCCGUUGACGAGAGGAAGAGGAAGCGGAUGGAGUCGAACCGCGAAUCGGCGAGGAGAUCGCGGAUGCGGAAGCAGAAGCAGCUGGAAAACCUAACUGAGGAAGCAAGCCGAUUGCAAAGCGAGAACGUGCGUCUGGCGCAGAACAUAAAGGCGAAGGAGGAAGCUUACGUUGAGAUGGACGCCGCCAACGACAUCCUCAAAGCUCAGACAAUGGAGCUCGCCGAUCGUUUGCGGUUUCUGAAUUCAAUUCUCGAGAUCGCCGAAGACGUCGGCGACCUCUCCGUCGAGAUCCCGCAGAUUCCGGACCCUCUCUUCAAUCCUUGGCAGAUCCCCCACCCUAUGAUGGCGUCGCCGGACAUGUUCCUCCAUGGAAUUCAAGGACUGUUUGCUUCAUAAUUGAAUUAGGUUUUCCUGUGGUUAGGUUUAAUUAUUGAUGGUGUUGACAAAUAAAAUAAGGGAAUGGUGGUGUUUGAGUGAUAGUGUGUGUGGGUUUUAAUUUUUGUGUGUUACAUUAUAGGCUCGUUCGUUUUGCGUUCGCUGUUCUGAAUGUAUUUGCUUGUAUCGAUAUUGUGAUUGAAAUUACAAAUUGGAGUAUGUGUUGUAUUAGGACAGAGUAUCCGCCAUGGAUUGUGGUUGUCCCAUAUUCGUUAAGCAUUGUGGCCCUCACUGAUUUCUUUGGCUCGAUAUUGAAA
This is a messenger RNA of Vigna unguiculata (cowpea), 1125 nucleotides long. RefSeq names its product bZIP transcription factor 53 pseudogene. The record is from RefSeq and is a predicted model, not a curated record. Lineage: Eukaryota; Viridiplantae; Streptophyta; Magnoliopsida; Fabales; Fabaceae.